This is a messenger RNA of Orbicella faveolata, 2158 nucleotides long. Its product is annotated as nucleotide exchange factor SIL1-like. The record is from RefSeq and is a predicted model, not a curated record. NCBI's taxonomy places the organism in Eukaryota, Metazoa, Cnidaria, Anthozoa, Scleractinia, Merulinidae. Gene Ontology annotation, cellular component: endoplasmic reticulum. Gene Ontology annotation, molecular function: adenyl-nucleotide exchange factor activity.
UAUACGUGGCUUUCAGCUGAGGAGUUUUCGUGUACAAAAUGACAAAAUACAAAGCGAGUUUUCUCGGUAAAAAGUGUAUUCCCGUAUCCAUUUGUAAUCCAGACACCUUAAAAGAAGACAAAAAAGUCUGAAGAAUUGAAAUGUUUCAGUAUUUGGUGUUCCUAGUGUUGGUGGCAUCGGGUUUAGGAAAUCAACGAAAAGGACUUGUUCUGGUAGAAACCAAUGAUGAUGUCAAGGACAAUGAUGUGAAAGUGACUGCAAAUGCUGAACAAAUAGAUGAAGAAGACUUAGAGGUAUUUCAACCGACAUCUGAUUGGCAAGCAAUCCGACCAGGUCAGGGGAUUCCAGCUGGACUUCAUGUGCGCAUGAACUUACAGACCGGCAAAAAAGAAGCCAAGCUUAUGGAUGGAGAUGAUGGAAGUAAAUACAAGAUUGACAAAGACUCUAAGCAAAAGUUUAUUAAUAUUGACAAAAAUUUUAUAUCUAAGCAGCAUCUUAAAGAAGCAUUGAAGGAUUUUAGGGAUAAAUUUCAAGAUGAAAGUCCUGAUGGAGAGAAUUCUGAACAAACCCAGAGCCAGUUGGAUCCAAGUAAAAAGUAUAGAUCUAUAGACGAAAUCCGAAAGGAGUUAGAAGGAGUAGAUCUUUUCCUCAAAAAGGAUAUUGAAAUACUCAUGAAACAUGUGGAUACCCUAAAUAGCUCAGGUUCCACUCUAACCGAGAAGGAGCAUGCUUUAGAUGAGCUCGAGUACUAUGUGCAUCAGAUAGAUAAUGCACGAGAUUUGGACACCAUUGGUGGAUUGUCACUGGUGAUAAAGCUUAUGAACUCCUCAGAGGAAGGCCUCAGAAUAAGGGCAUGUUAUGUGCUGGGAUCAGCAGUACAGAGCAAUCCAGAAGUCCAACAGGCAGCCCUAAAGCAAGGAGCAUUACCAUUACUUCUUCGGCUGCUGUCGCAACAUGAGUCCAUGGCAGUCAGGAAGAAAGCAAUGUAUGGACUGUCUUCCCUUAUCAGGCUCUUUCUGAAUGGACAGCGAGAAUUUCUCAAACUUAAUGGGCUUGAAAUGUUUGUGAAGCUCUUUGAAGAAGGUGGGAGUGGCCCACUAGUUGUCAAAGUAAUCACACUUAUGACAGAUUUGCUGACAGAACAAAUUGAACAUGUUACAACCCUGCUGAAAAAACAGGGAGAGGAUGUGUCUGGAGAUAUCUCUGGAAGGGUCCCUCUGUUGAAAACCAUGGUCGAAAAGGGCUGGUGCCAACUCAUACCCGCUCUCCUGCACACCACUGAGAAUGACACGAGAGAGAAAGUAUUAGAAGCAUUGCACGUGAUGGUAGCUGGCUGUAAGACUGAAUUUAAAAAACCUCACGUGCAGGACAGUUUAAAUAAACUCAAACUGGAGUGGCUCAAGGACGCGAAUGCUCCAGAUGUUCACGAUGAGUCAGAAUAUGCCGGGAUUUUGGUGCAGCUUGUUACGGACCUCAUGAGCAAGUUAACAUGACGAGGAUAUGCUUAUGCGAAAGACAAUGAAUCAGCAUAUGAGACAAAUCUCUCCCGUCAAAUAUCGGCUCUGAAAGAGACUUCAGAUACUGCGAUCUCACAGCAACUUUGUACGUUUGUGAAGUUGCGUCCGAUUUUGUCCGACGGGAUUGCCUCAGUGACCCUCUUCGCGUUGCGUUCUUUAGCAAAGAAGUCACUUUACUCUCAUAAUGCCUCCCUUUGCUUAGGGCUUGGUUAUUCAAAGUAGGAAAGGCCGAGAUAUACGGGGAAGCAUUUCUGCUACUCGUGUCGGAACUAUGUCGCACCAGCUUGUUACAUCGCAAUUUAAAAGUGUUGAACUAUAUGUACUUCAUGUAACGUGUUGCUGCAACUGGUUGUAUACUUAAAAUCACUUUUAAAAUUACAAUGCAGCAUUGCGGUGCGCUAAGUUGCUACAAAAUGCUGCCCUAUUAUUUGGCCUUAGAGAUAAUCCAGACGUCGACUCGCGAUCUGUAUUAUUAUUUUUUUGUCAUCAACAACUAAUUUCUUUUUAUAGGACUAACGCUUUUACCUUGGCUAUGACCUAAAAUAACAGUAAAGUUGGUUUGCUUUGAAUCAAAACUUAUUGUGACCUAAUGCGGUCCGCCUCUUCAUAAGCCUAUGGAAACGGCUGAAAUCCCCCCCCCC